Molecule: messenger RNA, 1035 nt
Organism: Rhinocladiella mackenziei CBS 650.93
Lineage: Eukaryota; Fungi; Ascomycota; Eurotiomycetes; Chaetothyriales; Herpotrichiellaceae
Exons: 1
Coding region: 1-1035 (344 amino acids)
Source: RefSeq, a predicted model, not a curated record
AUGGCAUCUACCACAGACCCCAACCACAUCUCACGCGUCGCCCUUAUCGGCGCCACAGGCUCGCUAGGCUCCAAUGUCCUCUCUGCCCUCCUCGCCCAAUCUUAUCCUCAAUUCUCAAUCACCUCGGACACCCACCCGGACCUCACAUCCGAUCCACGCAUCACAAUCAUACCCGGCUCAUACACCGACCACUGGUUCCUCGUCUCCGCGCUCGCCAACCAAGACGCCCUUAUCAUCACCUUGGCUUGGAGUAUAUGCCAUGAGUUCCAACCCCUAAUCAUCCGCGCAGCCUGCGAGGCCAAGGUCCCCUACAUCCUCCCCUGCGAAUUCGGCAGCGACACGAGCAACCCGCGCCUGAUCAGUGCGGUUCCCAUGCAAACACACAAAGUUAACGCGCGGAAACCAGUCGAAGAGCUCGGUGGCACAUCAAGUUGCUGGAUCGGCAUCAUCAACAACGCCUGGUACGACUGGAGUCUGGCGGGCGGGUGGUUCGGAAUCGAUAUCAAACAUCGCAAGGCGACUUUAUUCGACAAAGGGGACGUCAAAGCGUACACGUCGACGUUGCGCAUGUCCGACCUAGCGGCUGCAAGGGUUCUUUCCCUACCACUCAAUACCAAAGGGCAGAAUCCCAACAAUCCAAAUAUGCAUCGGACCCUCCCCUCGUACGCGAACAAGAUGGUCUACGUGUCCAACUUCCACCUGUCGCAGGUCGAUAUGCUCCGGGCUGUGCAACAAGCGACACAUACCACCGACGCAGACUGGGACAUCACAGCGGUUUCGAAAGCGGAGUACAUCGAAGCUGGGUUCACGAUGCUCAAGAAAGGUGAGAUGUCGGGCAUCAUGAACGUGCUGUACGGGAAUAUUUUUACGAACGGCGUGGCUAACGGGUAUUAUGGCGCAGAAGGGAAUGAGAAUCCGCAGCUCGCGCAGGACAAUGCAAUGCUGGGGCUCGAAGGGUGCGAAGAUUUAGAGGACGUUACGGGACGAGUAGUCCGUGAGGUUUUAGAGGGAAGGGACACCCAGCAACAUCAAUAG